CAGCCGGCCAGAUCUUCUCCGGCCAACACCGCGAGUUUCGUUUGGAUGUUCGCGUUUGUCUGCUAGCAUCACCAGCCAUCGCAUGUUUAGGAUUUAGGAGUGAACUUGUUCUGUAUAUAAAUAAUUAUUUGAGUGAUCCACUCUUCUAACUGCAGGUGCACAAUGGUCUCAUUAAAGCGAGAAAACAUUGAACUUGAGGACGACGACGACGAGGAAGAAGGGGUGGUUGCCAAGGUGGGACGAGGACGGGCCGCGGAGGACCGGAGGAGCCGCCACUGCCCUUACCUGGACACAAUCAACAGGAGCGUUCUGGACUUCGAUUUUGAGAAGUUAUGUUCGAUAUCGCUCUCCCACAUUAACGUGUAUGCCUGUCUCAUAUGUGGAAAGUACUUUCAAGGCAGAGGUCUCAAGUCGCAUGCUUACACCCACAGUGUCCAGUUCACCCACCAUGUGUUCCUCAACCUGCAUACCCUGAAGUUCUACUGCCUACCAGACAACUACGAGAUCAUCGACUCUUCCCUGGAGGACGUUACAUAUGUGUUGAAGCCCACCUUCACCAGGCCUCACAUCUCGGGGCUGGAUAAGCAGGGCAAGCUGUACCGGGCGUAUGACGGAACCACCUACCUCCCUGGCAUCGUGGGGCUCAACAACAUCAAAGCCAACGACUACGCCAACGUGGUGUUGCAGGCACUGUCCAACGUUCCCCCUCUGCGGAACUACUUCCUGGAGGAGGAGAACUACCGGGGCAUCCGACGGCCCCCCGGGGACAUCAUGUUCCUCCUGGUGCAGCGCUUCGGCGAGCUGAUGAGGAAGCUGUGGAACCCCCGGAACUUCAAGGCCCAUGUGUCGCCUCACGAGAUGCUGCAGGCCGUGGUGUUGUGCAGCAAGAAGACCUUCCAGAUCACCAAGCAAGGCGAUUCGGUGGACUUCCUGUCCUGGUUCCUGAACGCCCUCCAUAACGCUCUCGGAGGCACAAAGAAGAAACCAUCAAGCAUCACAAAUGUGUUUCAAGGCUCCAUGCGGAUCUUCUCCAAAAAGCUUCCACAUCCAGAUUUAACACCAGAGGAAAAGGAGGAAUUGCUGCUGACAGAAGAGUACCAGGAGAAGAUAUCGGAGUCCACCUUCCUGUAUUUGACCCUUGACCUCCCAACGGCACCGCUGUACAAGGAUGAGAAGGAGCAGCUGAUCAUUCCUCAGGUGCCCCUCUUCAACAUCCUGGGCAAGUUCAACGGCAGCACAGAGAAGGAGUACAAAACAUACAAAGAGAAUUUCCUCAAGAAAUUCCAGCUGACCAAACUGCCCCCCUACCUGAUAUUCUGCAUCAAGCGCUUCACCAAGAACAACUUCUUUGUGGAGAAAAACCCCACCAUUGUCAACUUCCCCAUCACUAACGUGGACCUCCGAGAGUACCUGACGGAGGAAAGCCAGGUCACAGAAAAGCACACGACCUACGACCUUGUAGCCAACGUGGUGCAUGAUGGGAAGCCCACCGAGGGAGCCUACAGAACACACGUACUGCACCACGGCACGGGGAAGUGGUACGAGAUGCAGGACCUGCAAGUGACGGACAUCCUGCCCCAGAUGAUCACCCUGUCUGAGGCCUACAUCCAGAUCUGGAAACGCAGGGAGGAUGAUGACACACCGAUCCACACCGGAGCGUAGUGUCCUGGUGGCCCCAGUAAGACCCUCUUGUCCCUCUGAACCCUAAAGAGCUCUGCAGAGAAAGACAAGUCUGAGGUCUGACUCUCGUUCCAGACAUUAAGGACUGAGGAAAAAUAUUUUCUUUUAUUACAACUUUUUUAAGUGUUUAUUUGUGAACUCUCUUUUGAAAUAAACAUGUAUUUCAAAUUUCCCUGAUCGGUAUUUUAAUCUCACAGUAGUACAGCUGCUUAAGAGCUCAACGAAGCAGAUUCAGCCAAUCAAACAGAGGAGGAAGCGAUGAAGACAAAACGGAAGCCAGUGUUUUAUUACUUUAUACAGUAUCAAUAAAACAUUGGCAAGACAAACAUAUCUUUCAUAAAACAGCAUUCCAGUGUAUCCUUCAUACAGUAAUAUUAAUUGAAGCAGAAUAUAAGGCAUGUGCAAUGCAAAGAAGGAGCAUUCAACAUAAUCGUGAUCUUUUAUAGGAGUUAAGGUGAUUAUGGUCAUAGUUCUACAGCGAGUACAUCGCUGUACAAAUGCACUCGUGUGUUCUUUGUGGAAAUGUUGUCUUUUUUAUAUGUUGCAUUAAAAGGUAUUUUGGAGUGGGGGAACAUGCAGUUGAACCGAAGUCCUCUAGCCCUGAAUCUGGCAGUAGAUGCUCCAAGUUCAUUUACUGCAGGCUAGUGUAUGUUACAGGGAUCCAGUAUUGUACUACAAAAUAAUGAAGCUAAAUGCUUGUGGAGGCAUUUGAUGUCAUCCAGAUUUAGUCUGUAUUUCUUUAUGCUUUCCAAGAGCGAGGCUCUCACCAUUACACAUGCAAGGUUUAUAAGUAAAUCGCAAGCGAGAACAAUCAAUGGAGCAAAUAUAGAAAGGGAUUGUCAGCAGAAAACGCUCCGAGAUGCAGGGAUGUUUCAUCUCCACAGGUGUUUCUUGCAGUAGGCUAGAUUCUACAGAAAGAUGGAGGGAAAAUAAUUUUGUGAAACAGUUCUCAAACGGUCUGUUAUCCUGCAAGAGAAAUCUCUAACUAGAACUGCAAGCAGUUAUGCAGGGGUCCAAGAAGUGUGCAUUUCGCCGGCACAACGCGACAAGAAAUGUGCAUUUCGCCGGCACAACGCGAAGCAUGUGUUCAAAACGCUACCCUGAACCUGUGGAUACAAAGGAUUUGACUGUGGUAGGAGUAGCGAGAAGUCAGUGUAGUGUUUUCGCGGCGAAAUUUUGUAGAAGAUAUACAAUUUCCUCGUUUGUUGCGCCCCCUAAUGGCGAAAUGUUCCGAUAUUUUUAUCGAACGUCAUUAAGGUUAGCACCGACAUGUCUGUAAAAUUUGGACUCGAUCCGAUGUACAAUUCUGGAUUUCUUUGGAUUUUUGAUUUUUCACGUCUAAUUUAGCUAAUAAACAAAUAUUCAAAACGCUACCGUUUCGUCAUCGAAGGUCGGAUCAAAAAAGUGUCUAUGAUGAAGAUGCCGUGUGCAAAGUUUUGUGUCAAUUGGUCAAGAAAUGUGGGAGGAGUAGCGAAAAAACAGUUGCGGUUUUCGCGAUUUUGCGAAAAAAAAAUUUCGCACGCAAAUGGGCGUGGCCUAUGCCAAAAGAUGCAGCAGACUCCAGUGAAUAUGUGGGUACAAGUUUUUGACUGUGGGAGGUUCGGUGUGGGAGUUAUAGCCCCAAACGCGUUUUCCCUUGGUAUAGCGCCACCUAGUGGCCGGCGUGUCUGGAUUUUGUCGUCUGCGUAGUCCGAAGAGAUCUGGAUCUAGUCAUACAAUUGGCGUGUCUGCACCAUUUACGGUUUGGGCUGUGGUACCACUUUUAGGGAGGUACAAAUAAUAAAAAUAAACAUGACAAAAACAAUAGGGAUCCAACCUGUUGGCU
Gadus chalcogrammus (walleye pollock) is the source of this 3505-nucleotide messenger RNA. RefSeq names its product U4/U6.U5 tri-snRNP-associated protein 2-like. Gene Ontology annotation, biological process: spliceosomal complex assembly; mRNA processing; protein deubiquitination. The record is from RefSeq and is a predicted model, not a curated record. The coding region runs from base 163 to 1662 and encodes 499 amino acids. Lineage: Eukaryota; Metazoa; Chordata; Actinopteri; Gadiformes; Gadidae. Gene Ontology annotation, molecular function: cysteine-type deubiquitinase activity; zinc ion binding. The transcript is spliced from 13 exons.